GCUCCAAGUCCAAUGAACAGAUCGCGAGGCCGGGGGUUGCCUGUAAACACGGGUCGUCCAUCGCGAGGAAAGGUUUAAAUAGUGUGGUUUCCCUGUCAGUGUGGAAUCAGCAUGGCUCUGGUGCUGUGUUGCUGUGAUUUAACGCCAGUGUGAUAUGUGGUUUGGAUUAGUCUACAUCUUGUUUUUUCCAAUCGUUGAUUAUUGUAUUCUAGUGUGGGAUUAAGACUAUUUUCUGUACAGCGGUUUUUAUAUUUGUCAACACAGACUUAUAGUCAAAAGACAGCCGCUAACGAUGGAGGGGUCAUUCAUGAAGCGAGGUCGCCAGUGUGACGUGUCGGUCACCAAGACUCACCUCAAGUGCACCCUCAAAAAUAACCUUGGACCUAAUGUUCAACUGGAGAUCAGCCUGUCGGAUGUACUGGCUGUCCAGACACAGUCCAGGGACAACACGAACGUCAGCAGUGUCGUGGUCCACUACGCCGGGAAGAAGAAGGACAAGGUCCUCACCUGGGAGAAGCUGGUCCUUGCAGGACAACCGGAGCUGUGUAAGGAGUUAAACAACAUCUUCUCGUAUGCCUUCUCAGAACGCCAGAGACCCAAGCACUACCUGGUGCUCAUCAACCCCAGGAGCGGCAGCAAGACAGCCAACAGGCUGUUCCACAAGAAGGUGGCGCCACUCUUCAGAGCCUGCGGCAUAACCUUCAAAGUCUACGUGACCACAGGACCAAACGAUGCCAGAAACGCCUUUCAAGAUGUCGACUUCUCCACUCUAGAUGGCGUGAUAUCUGUAGGCGGCGACGGCUUCUACUCCGAGGUGGUCACCGCCCUGGUGCUCCGACAACAGCAGAUCACAGGGGUCAACCCUGAUGACCCGGACGCGACCCUGUCACCUCUGUCGAUCCCAGUGGGGGUCAUCCCCGGGGGGUCGGGGAACUACGUCGUCAACUACCUACAUGGCACCACAGACCCAGUUACUUCUGCUAUUAAAAUUGUUUUAGGCAAGACUUGCCCCACCAACAUUGUCGGGAUACACCAGGGGAAGAAACUUGAAGGCUAUGCCGGUCUUAUUGCCGGCUUCGGCCUUUUCGGCGACAUGAUGUACACCUGUGAGAAAUACAGGUGGAUGGGGAACGUGCGCUACAAAGUUCUGCCCGUCAAAUGUAUACUCAGCCGGCGACUGAUCGAGGCUGAGGUCGAGUACCAGACGACGGCCGGAGACUGGAGAAGUUCCCGGGGGUCGUUCUACAGUAUCGAGACGGGCAUCGUCGACCUGGCCGACUCUAGCGCCAAACUGGUGCCAGUCUUUGGAGACUCGGCGCUGACCCUCCAUUUGGUCAGGGAGUGUCCGCUAGGUGACCACAUCAAACAGCUGUCCAAGGUGGCCGAGUGGGCCUCAGGGGCGUACGACUACAACUUCGUCCAGUCUGAGCGCGUGCUGAGGUACAAGGUGUCCCUCAGCUCCCACCCCACCGUCCAGCCCGAGGGCGGGGAUGAGCAGCUGGUAGAGAACAUGUACAUGAACUGUGACGGAGAGGCCUUGAAGAUCCACAGGGCCAACUUUCAAGUCAGGUUACACACUGGUAUUGUGCAGUUGUUCGGCACCACCCACACAGGCGAGCUGGGUGAUGUCUCGUCCACAGUUUGACCUUCACCCUGACCACUGCGACCACCACGAGGAGUUCUCUACCCCUGGAUAUUGUAGUAUUUAUUUCAGCCUGUAAAAUACUGUAAAAACAUUUUUUGUGUCUCCCUCUAAUUUGUGAGUGCCACUAAGCAGAAAGUUUUUCUUACACAUACGGGAACCUGAAAGAUUAUUUUAAAAGAGUUUUGCUCUAGUACUAGGGAAUUUGCUUUAAAAUUGGGUUGUUUUUAUUGUUUAUGUUUUUAUUUCAACAAACGAUGUGCUAAACAUUACAGACAUUUUAAUUCAUUUCUUUUUUUUUCCUUUUUUUUUUAAAGAUAAGACUCAUUAAGAUUUACUUUAAUUUUCAAAUUUACUCUUCACUUUAGACCCCCAUUCUGUAAACAUUAUGACGUUAAUGUGAUUUCUUGAGAUGUAAUUAAUUAUUUGCUAAAUGCCAUGUUGACUUGUUGUUGUUAUAUGUACAUAGAAAUAUAUCCAUACAGGAAACAAUCAAAUAAUGAUUGACGUUGCACUAUAGCAGUUGUCUAAUUGAUGCUAAUUAGUGGCGGUAUGACCACUGUCAAGAUACUGCCCAUCCAAGGACCUCUAGCUAGCUGACCAGUGGCCACUACCUCUGUUGUUCAAUAAAACCACAGACUAAUGGCUCUACAACCCAAGGUCCUCUGUCUUUGCGCUGAGCAGUAAGGUCCAUUCUGUGCUUCAAAAUCCUCUUACAACAGCUCCAUAAUACAUUUUACAUAUGCCAAUACUCUUAC
Messenger RNA from Physella acuta, 2400 nucleotides. Its product is annotated as ceramide kinase-like. Lineage: Eukaryota; Metazoa; Mollusca; Gastropoda; Physidae. Gene Ontology annotation, molecular function: ceramide kinase activity. Gene Ontology annotation, biological process: ceramide metabolic process; phosphorylation. The record is from RefSeq and is a predicted model, not a curated record.